CAGUGUUUAUUUCCAGGAUAGCUUUCCCCUCUUCAUUUAUUUCCCUACCUAUAGCUAACCACCUAAAGAGGGGGAAUGUAAUAAUUAACAACUUGACAAGAAAGCGACUCGUAGAUGGAAAACGCCGAACGGCACUUUCACGAGCCAAAAUACAAAGAAGCGCCCGUUGCAUCGACCGAUUGCAUCACAGCGUUACUGCCCCGCCAUCGCUGCCUGUCUUUCCCCCCUCCAUACCGACUCGAGUCGUAUCCCGGACUUAAUCCACACGUCUUCUUUGUCCUGCAUCCCCGUCGUCCCAUCUCGACUUCUCUUCAUCUUGUGUGUGCUCGACUCAGUAGUCCUCUACAGUCCACCAGACUGUCCCGACCGCGCGCACACCGUACCCAGUCACACGCUUCUUCAGCAGCGGCCUCCCGCGUCUGAACAGUCGGUUUGCGCUACCGUGAUAAUCAUUGCCGCAAUCACGCCCAGCCCAUUCAUCCGCCUUCACAUCACAUCAUAUCGCCAGCGGUCGCACCCACCCAGCCAGUCCGCCUGUCUGGUACGUUACGUUGCCAUUCUCCCCCCUGUCCUCGUACCCUUUUUAUCCAGAAAGUCUCGGCAGA
This is a messenger RNA of Colletotrichum navitas, 605 nucleotides long. RefSeq lists its product as uncharacterized. The transcript has 5 exons. The record is from RefSeq and is a predicted model, not a curated record. Lineage: Eukaryota; Fungi; Ascomycota; Sordariomycetes; Glomerellales; Glomerellaceae. Bases 115 to 423 code for a protein of 102 amino acids.